Zeugodacus cucurbitae (melon fly) is the source of this 3888-nucleotide messenger RNA. It is a transcript of the gene bel, whose product is annotated as ATP-dependent RNA helicase bel. The record is from RefSeq and is a predicted model, not a curated record. Lineage: Eukaryota; Metazoa; Arthropoda; Insecta; Diptera; Tephritidae. Gene Ontology annotation, molecular function: RNA binding; RNA helicase activity; ATP binding. Gene Ontology annotation, cellular component: nucleus; P granule. Bases 291 to 2621 code for a protein of 776 amino acids. The transcript has 5 exons. Gene Ontology annotation, biological process: cell differentiation; gamete generation.
UUUUAUUUCUUCAUCAAAAUUCUUCUUCAACACAUUUUUGGCUUGUCUUUUUAAUCUUGGAAAAAGAUCCGUACACAAUUCAAUAAACCGAAUAUUACAGAAAUAGAAGUUGCUGUUUUUAACGAGAGUAUUUUUUAAAUAUAUUUGAUUGAAAGCUGAUUCUCCUUACGGCGUUGAACAUUUAAUAUCAUCGUACUAAAAUCAUUUAAGCAGUGUAAGCAAGUGAGCAAAUAUUCGAGAUUUUCCUAAACGGAAAGAAAGAAAAAACCAGCAACUGAUUGGAGGGUAAUAUGAGUAAUGCUAUUAACCAAAAUGGCACAGGUCUAGAGCAGCAGGUUGCUGGUCUGGACUUGAAUGGCGGCAAAGCUAAUAAUAGCAGCCCCAUAACAACGAAGAGUUCAUCCAAUUCCGGCGUUUAUAUUCCUCCUCAUCUUCGCGGAGGUGGCAACAGCGCACCUAACGCUAAUAGUGAUAAUCGCGAGGAAGGAGCUCCAUCGACAAAGUACGAAGGCAGAGAACAGCGCGGCGGCGGUGGUGGAGAGUAUCGUAGAGGUGGUGGUGGUCGUGGUUAUAACAAUUCCGGUGGUGGCUACGGCGGACGUCGUGGUGGUAACAGAUACGAGGAUAACAAUAGCGGAGUUGACGGAGACGGAGAGUCACGACGCGGUGGUGACGAUUGGAAUCGCGGAGGACGCGGCCAACAGAAUACCCGAACAUUUGAUCGACGUGAAAACGGUGGCUAUCGUGGGGGACGCAGCCAAGGCGGCGGCGGCGGCGGUGGUGGCAACAGCAAUCGAAAUAGUGAAGUUUUCGACGAUCAAACACAGCCACAACAACCACGCAACGAUCGUUGGCAAGAACCAGAACGUCGUCCCGAAGACGCCGGCCAGCAGCGCAAUGAUCGCGGAGGCAGCGGUGGAGGAGAACGCAGCUAUGGCGGGCGCUGGAAAGAAGACCGGCGCGGCGACAUUGACUACACUAAAUUGGGACCACGUGACGAACGCGUGGAGCAGGAGCUUUUCGGUGUCGGUAAUACCGGUAUUAACUUUGACAAAUACGAGGAUAUACCCGUGGAAGCGACGGGCCAGAAUGUACCGGCUAACAUCACAUCGUUUGAUGACGUGCAGCUGACCGAGAUCAUACGCAAUAAUGUGAUGCUGGCUAGAUAUGAUAAACCGACACCGGUGCAGAAAUACGCGAUCCCAAUCAUUAUAAAUGGGCGCGAUUUAAUGGCCUGCGCACAAACCGGAUCGGGCAAGACAGCAGCUUUUCUGCUGCCCAUUCUUAAUCAGAUGUAUGAGCAUGGCAUAACCCAGCCACCGCAAAAUAAUCGCCAGUACAGUCGCCGUAAGCAAUAUCCGCUCGGUUUAGUGCUGGCACCGACGCGCGAGCUCGCCACACAGAUAUUCGAGGAGGCCAAGAAAUUCGCAUAUCGCUCACGCAUGCGUCCCGCCGUUCUUUAUGGUGGCAAUAAUACGAGUGAGCAAAUGCGCGAAUUGGAUCGCGGCUGCCAUCUGAUUGUGGCAACACCGGGUCGUCUGGAAGAUAUGAUUACACGCGGUAAAGUGGGUUUGGACAAUAUACGAUUUUUGGUAUUGGAUGAAGCCGAUCGUAUGUUGGACAUGGGUUUCGAACCUCAAAUACGUCGCAUUGUCGAGCAAUCGAACAUGCCACCAACCGGUCAGAGACAAACUUUGAUGUUCUCGGCCACCUUCCCGAAACAAAUUCAAGAAUUAGCUUCAGAUUUUCUAAGUAACUAUAUAUUUUUGGCUGUUGGACGUGUUGGUUCCACUUCAGAAAAUAUUACCCAAACUAUUUUAUGGGUAUAUGAACAAGACAAGCGUUCUUAUUUGCUUGAUCUCUUGUCGUCGAUACGCGAAGGUGUCGAAUAUUCGAAAGAUAGCCUCACGCUGAUUUUCGUAGAGACCAAGAAAGGUGCCGAUGCACUGGAGGAAUUCUUGUACCAAUGCAAUCAUCCGGUGACAAGCAUUCAUGGAGACCGCACACAAAAGGAACGUGAGGAGGCUUUGCGCUGCUUCCGUUCCGGUGAUUGUCCCAUUUUAGUUGCCACCGCGGUGGCAGCCCGUGGUUUGGACAUCCCUCAUGUAAAGCACGUCAUUAACUUUGACUUGCCUUCUGAUGUCGAGGAAUACGUACAUCGUAUUGGUCGUACAGGUCGUAUGGGUAACCUUGGUGUAGCUACAUCAUUUUUCAAUGAAAAGAAUCGCAAUAUUUGUGGAGAUUUGCUGGAGCUCCUCAUCGAAACCAAACAGGAAAUUCCCGGAUUCCUUGAAGAUAUGUCCUCAUCAGACCGCUCUCACGGUGGCAAUAGACGACGUGGCGGCGGCGGCGGUGGUGGACGCUAUGGUGGUGGAUUCGGCUCUCGCGAUUACCGUCAAACGUCGGGCGGAGGUGGUGGCCCACGCAGCGGUGGUGGUGGUGGCCCACGAAGUGGUGGAGGCGGUGGCGGAUCGUAUCGCAGCAAUGGUGGCAGCUCUGGCGGUGGCUACUAUGGCAGUAGUGGAGGAGGUGGCGGCGGUGGCGGUGGCUCCUAUGGAGGUAGCUAUUCAUCAUCGCAUGCCAACUCAAACUCCGGUGGUCCCGAUUGGUGGGGAAGUUAAAUAAAACGAACUGAUUGCGAAUAUCCGCUGAAAGCGAAAACAAACAAAAAUAAUAUAUGAUUUUAUGAAAACAAAAAAGAAAAGAAAUUAUAAAAUUAGCAACAUCAGAAAUCGAGAAUUGAGAGAGUGCAGAGCAAAAGCUAUUAACAAUAAUGCGUACGUACAGAAAAUAAAAAUAAACGAAAGAUACAAACAAUACAAAGGAAAGCAGAAUCAGAAAAUCAAAAAAAAGGAACUUUCUGAAUAUAUUUAAAUAAAAUAUAUUACUAUUAUUUAUGUAUAGAUUAUUAAUUUUAUAAAACAGCAAACAUUCAAACAUAGCAUAAACACAUUUACAUACGAAUAAGAAAAUGACAUCCCUCUCCACACCAACAAAAAAAUGUGCACAUUUGUCCAAAAGGAAUUUUUACAGAUACACACACACGAAUCCAAUAAUAAUACAAGUGUAUCCAAAUACGAUUUUUCAUAAUCACGCCCAAAAACUAUCGCUUAUGGACAUAUAACUGUGAAACAAAAAACACACUAGAAAAAUUUGAAAAAAAUGUCACAUCAUUAUGAAUUAUCUAAACUGCAACAAAUGGAAGAAAUUGUUUUAAAUUUGAAAUAUACAUACAUCCAUACAAAAAAAGUAAUCAUAAGCAUAUGCAAAAUGAUCGAUUUUUAAGAAGAGGAGCACGAAUGACAACACAUGAAUUAGAAUUUUGAAUCGGAUGCGUGAAUGAAUUGAUUGGAGUAGAACAAGUGGAUACACAGUCCGUGGUCAUUAGUUAGGGCCAAAAGCAUUGGUAAUGUAACGAAUAAGGUGUGGUUAAACAAGCGGUUAGUUCGAUAUUUUUUUAGUCGAAUUCGCUCUAGGGGGAAAUACGUAGUACAUAAUACUUUCGAAAGCACUCACUCGAUUGUAAUAAUUAUAAAAAUGCAAAACAAGAAAAGAAACCAUUAAAAAUACAUUUUCAAUUUCAUUUUAUUACUCCAAAAUAAAAUAAAAUAAUGUAAUUGCAUUAAAAAGCACGAAUCUGAUAAAAUGUUAAAAAUGUAAAUCCAUAUUAAAAAAAAAAAAUAUGUAUAACGUGAAAAAAACACGCUUGCAACUACAAAUUAAAAACUAUAUAAAAGGAGAAGACAGCGGAUACGAAAAAAUGUAGAACGAGAAUCAUCAGCAACAGCAAUUUCAAAUAGUAAAUUACCACGAACCUACAAAAUACAAUAAAAAUAUACAUAUAUUAAACAAGUUUGCUAAAUAAAUGUACUUUUUAGCAAAUGAAAA